AGAAGAAUAAUGAAAUUUGAACAGGUUGAAAGUACGAACGUUGAAACGAAAGCGGUUCAAAAUGAUGAUUUCCUGAAAGUUGAAUUGAAAGAUGAAACCGUAGAAGCUAAACGCUUGAAGUGUUUAGUACGCGUUGAAGAUAAAUAUGUGUGUCAAUUUUGUGGCAGAACAUUCGCAAACAAAAGACAGAUGUUAGGCCAUUUACCUCAGCACAGACCUUACGAAUGUGACGUGUGUCAGAAAAGGUUUCUCAGGGGCAGCCAUUUAAGACAACACACGAAAAUACACACCGGUGAGAAACCUUUCGAAUGCGACAUAUGUCACUGGAGAUUGUCAACGGUGUUUAAUUUGAAGAGACAUUUAUUGAAACAUACAGGCGAGAAACCUUAUCAGUGCAACGUGUGCGGGAUCAGGUUGUGUAAAACUAGCGAUUUGAACCGACACAUGAGGACGCAUACCGGCGAAUUGCCGUACGAAUGCAACGUUUGUCAUCGUAGAUUUAAUCGGAAGGGUAAUAUGAAAACACAUCUUAAACAACAUACAGGCGAGAAACCUUACCAGUGCAAUAUAUGCGGAGCUAGAUUCUGUCAAAGUGUGUCGUUGCAAAUACAUCUGAGAAAACACACUGGCGAGAAACCAUUUGAAUGUAACGUGUGCAAUCGAAAAUUCAGUCAAAAAGCCAAUUUGACUACUCAUUUGAAGAAACAUACAGGAGAGAAGCCAUACGAAUGUAAUAUAUGUCAGCGGAGGUUCAAUCAGAAAGGUAAUUUGUAUACGCAUCAAAAAAAGCACACGAAAAAGUCCGAUUCUGAGAAAGUUUCAGAAAAGAAAGAUGCUGAAUCAAUUGCGAACACGUCCGAUCAAAUCAAAAGUUAAAGAAUAAUUAACACUGACUCAAUAAAGGAGAAUGCUCUCAUGAAUAUGUUAGAUUGCUAUGUUAGAUAAUGAAAGUCCUACUCGUAAGAAUUUCGAGAAAUUCUCUUAGCUUCCUUAAGGAGCAGGCCUGCCAAAUUUAGCUUCAUUGUUCAGCGUUCAUUGAUGAUUGAUUGAUUUUAAAAUGUACAGAUGACUCUUUUUAAGCUAUAAACGUUAGGCAAAAGAACUAAACAAACAGAUAACUACAGGUACAGAAUACGGGUUAGGUAUCCCUGCAAAGGUCAGAUGGCAGUGGCUUCGUGUAAAAACCCGACCCGCCCAAUCCAGGGUCCAUGGUCAAAGGUCCAUGUAUGUGUGAUGUAACCAGGCCAAUAGUCAGAAGAAAGGAAACACAGAUAUAUAAACCAUUUUACGAGGGUGAAUCCAAAAGUUCGUGGCCUCACCUAGUAAAUAAAUGUCGUAUAUACAGUUAGGUGCAGAACUGAGUCAAUGUAUCGCUAUUGUUUAAAAAUAUUAAAUAUAAUCCUUAUUUAAUAAAUAAUAACCGAAAAUUUUAUGUUAUUAUUUGAAUUUAUAUCCUUGUGU
Amyelois transitella is the source of this 1461-nucleotide messenger RNA. RefSeq names its product zinc finger protein 239-like. Gene Ontology annotation, cellular component: nucleus. NCBI's taxonomy places the organism in Eukaryota, Metazoa, Arthropoda, Insecta, Lepidoptera, Pyralidae. The coding region runs from base 10 to 876 and encodes 288 amino acids. The record is from RefSeq and is a predicted model, not a curated record. The transcript has a single exon.